Molecule: messenger RNA, 929 nt
Organism: Salvia hispanica
Lineage: Eukaryota; Viridiplantae; Streptophyta; Magnoliopsida; Lamiales; Lamiaceae
Source: RefSeq, a predicted model, not a curated record
CUGGCUAGGACUCUUGGAAACCUGGAAAGAGCCUUGCAGUUUACCAUAUUUGUAUCAGUCAUACAUUACUUUUAUAAACAUUUUCAAUGCUGUGGAAACAGAAAACCUAACCCUUUUUUUGUCAGAACCAAGAAACCAGUUCAUCUACACCUGUUUCUUCAUAUUUAUUGACUGCAAAUCUAGUCCUUUCCUAUAUGCUUCUCUCUCUCUUGAAGAAUUUUUUAGAUUUUCUGUGCUCAAGAGCCUGGUUAGCUCUUCUUGUUCCAAUAUGUGCAGUCUUAUCAUCAUCCAGCCAUGGAUCUUUCUUGAUCCCGAUCACUUUCAUCCUCCUCUCAACUAUCUUCCUCUUCACAUUCUCCAAAAAAGCAGCAGCAAGUGAGGCAUCAUCAAAUCAAGAAAAGCACCAAUCGGAGGCCGGGGAAGAAGAGGUGGUGUUGAUGGGGUCACAAGAUAUGUACUCAGAGAGUGAGAGCAUGGAACAGUUUUCAUCAAGUGAAGAUCACUCAUCUGAUAUAGAGCAGAGGCUGGACUGCUCGGAUGAGGAGAGCCUCAUUGAGAUAGCAAUCCCAAGUGGGCAGUUUGGGUGGAAUAAUGUCAACUGCUGCAAAGAGUUUCACAAGGAUUUCUGGGCAGAGAUGAGUGAGAUCAAUGAAGAGGAUGAUAACUUGAUUGAGAUUGACAUCAAUAUUGGUUCCAUUAAGUGUUGAUGGAGCAAUCAAGAUCUUGUGUUUUUUGAUCCAUUUGGAUUCAUUGUUGGUAACAGCAUGAGUGGUUUGGAUCUCUUUUUCUUUUUUUUUUUAUUUCAACCAUGAUUAAUACCCUGUUACAAAGGCAACAGAUAUUCAAAAUCUUAAUUUGUACAUGGCCCCUAUGUUUCUUGUGAAUACACAAUCAAGUUAUGAUUGACAUUUGAUUCCCACUUUGCUUUA